Zasmidium cellare ATCC 36951 is the source of this 993-nucleotide messenger RNA. RefSeq lists its product as uncharacterized. The transcript has a single exon. Bases 1 to 993 code for a protein of 330 amino acids. Lineage: Eukaryota; Fungi; Ascomycota; Dothideomycetes; Mycosphaerellales; Mycosphaerellaceae. The record is from RefSeq and is a predicted model, not a curated record.
AUGCAACCAUUCGAGCUUGCUCUACCGGAAGGUCGCAAAACUACGGGGUUGAUCCACUUUCCAGCACAGAGCAGCCGUAAGAGAAUCAGUACGCCCUCAAUCGUCACUCUUCAUGGCGGGACGUACACAGCAUCUUACUUCAAUGUGGACGAUGAACAUAGUAUUGGCAAUAUCGCCAAGGCCCUCGGUGCGCCUGUUGUCUGCGUAACUCGGCCAGGCUACGGAGACAGUAGCGUGCAGCCUCGAGAUAGCGACGAGACCUGGAUCCACCAGCAAGGCCGCUUCUUCCACGAGACAAUCUUGCCCGCCAUCUGGCAGGAGUAUGGAGGCGCCAAAACAAACUCGACGAGCAUUGUGCUCCUUGGUCAUAGCGUUGGUGGCGGUGUAGUGAUUGCCACAGCAGCUCGUUACAGUACAGAAAAUUCCCCCAAAUAUCCCUUGAGUGGACUGGUGACCAGUGGUAUCAGCUCGACCGUGUCCAAAGCUUUGGCGCAGCAACAAGAACCUGGAGGCAACGUUGAAGAGGCGCAAAAGGUCGAGAACAAGUCGACUCAAAACGAUGGAACGUUCCUCUGGCCCAUAGCGAUGAAGGACCAGCUCUUGUUAUGUUCCAACAUGAACUUAUGUUCCCCGUCGAUCUUGGAGGCAAGCGAGUCUUUGAACGCUCCCAUUCCAGCUCCAGAAACGCUCGAUGUUCAAAAGCAGUGGUUUGAGUACUGGCGUGAGCUCGCGGCGGAAGUCAAAGUUCCGCAUAUGAAUACCAUGCCGGAGUAUGACUGGCUCUGGGAGGUGAACAGGGAGAUCAUGGAGGAUUUUGGGAGGGCUUUCGAGAGCUGUCCUAGGAUGGAGAUCAGCAUUUUACCGGAGGCGCCGCAUUGUAUCGAGUUGAGUCGGCAGAGUGAAGCUUGGUACUUCAGGUCAUUUGGAUUCGCGAUGGAAUGUGCUGGUGCUUUCGACUUGAAGAAGGGCAGGUCAGGCCAAGUCAGCAAGUAA